Ornithodoros turicata is the source of this 1047-nucleotide messenger RNA. Its product is annotated as protein GVQW3-like. Bases 1 to 1047 code for a protein of 348 amino acids. The transcript has a single exon. Gene Ontology annotation, molecular function: nucleic acid binding. Lineage: Eukaryota; Metazoa; Arthropoda; Arachnida; Ixodida; Argasidae. The record is from RefSeq and is a predicted model, not a curated record.
AUGAAUGACCUGAGGGAGCAACGACUUGCCGUGAAAUUUUGUGUUAAACUUGGAAAAUCUGCGACUGAAACAUUUGCUAUGCUCAACACGGCUUACGGUGAUGUUGCUAUGAAGCGUACGGCAUGUUUUAAGUGGUAUGAACGUUUUAAGGGUGGUCGACAGUCGAUUGAAGACGACGAGCGUCCUGGACGUCCUUCCACGUCAACUGACGACCCACACGUCGACGAAAUCAACACCCUGGUGUGGGCAAAUCGACGUCUGACCAUCAGGGAGCUUGCUGAAGAGUGUGGGAUAUCAGUAGGAUCAUGUUACGAGAUUUUGACCGAAAAAUUGAGGAUGCACCGCGUUGCUGCGAAAUUUGUGCUACGCCUGAUGACAGACGACCAAAAAUCCAAUCGCGUCCAGGUUUGUCAGGAACUGCUUGAUCGUUCAGAAGAAGAUGAAGACUUUUUGUCAAGCAUUAUAACAGGUGUAGAAUCAUGGGUCUACGGUUACGACAUUGAAGCGAAGGUCCAAUCAUCCCAAUGGGUGGGUGAAACGUCCCCCAGACCCAAAAAAGCUCGCCAAGUUCGAUCCAAUGUCAAGGUUAUGCUGACGGUUUUCUUUGUUGCCAAAGGUGUUGUUCACCAUGAGUAUCUCCCCCAAGGCUCCACCGUGAAUCAGACUUACUACAUUGAAGUUCUGAAACGUCGGAGGGACGCCAUCCGUCGCAAAAGGCCAGAAAUGUGGAGGAGUGGCGAUUGGAUUUUCCAUCACGACAACGCUCCAGCCCAUUCAGCCCUCAGAACUGGGGAGUUCUUGGCCAAACAUUCGAUCACUGUUCUUCCCCAACCCCCUACUCACCUGACCUUGAUCCUUGUGACUUUUUCCUGUUCCCUGAAAGGAAGAAGAUUUGAGACAGUUCCCGAGAUUAAAGCAAAUGCGACGAAGGAGCUGAAGGACAUUACAAAAGAAGCGUACCAGGAUUGUUUCAACAAGUGGAAACAUCGUUGGGAUAAGUGUGUCCGUUCGGGAGGGGAGUACUUUGAAGGGGACCCGGACAUGUAA